AUGGCGACGAAGGACACGGCGACAACAGCGACGAGGAACACAGCGACGACGGCGACGAGGAUUGGCCAGAGAACGGCCACGACGACAGCACUUCGGGGGGAUGAAGUAGCCCCUGCCAACAUUGACGAGGACAAAUGGUGGAAUCGGCCGGUUGGGAGCGACGACGAAGUGGAAGAGUGGCAGGCUGGUGAUUCAAACAACGACGAGGGUGCCGAUGCUGAUGGCGAGCACGCGGAGGCAGCUGCGCAUGCAACGGGAGCAACGGGCGAUGGCGUUGCGGAGGCUGACGGUGAGGUGGAUGCGGAAGCGAGGACGACGACGGUGGAGGCGGAUGCGGAGGCUGACGACGAGGCAGAGGCGGAAGCGGAUGCCAAUGCUGUUGCGCCCGCGAAUGUGGUCGCAAUUGCGGAUGCGGAUGCUGCGGAGGGAGGUGCCGAUGACGACCCGUGGAGCAUCACAGAUGACAACAAUGUUCCGCUUCUGAAGCGGAGGCUGUGUCAUCGCCUACAGUCCAAGCCGAAGCGUGCCCGCGUGGUGCUCUCUGAUGACGACAGUCCUGGGGAGGAGCUUCAACCGCGCAUCUCUGUUGCAGACAAGGGGAAAACCAAGGUCGCGGAAGCCCCUGCUAAGGCCACGGUUCAUCGCCACCCAAGCACCAAGAAGCGGAAGAACGACGGCGACCCCGUAUCCAGCACGGGUGCUACUAAGAAAAAGAAGAAGGGGCCAAACAAGGACGACAUCAUGGUCAAUGGGGCGCUCGGCAGCAACGAUGACUACGCGGAGGCGGCAGGCCCGAUUCCUUCGUUCCCUGAGAAGGCGCAGCCGAAAGACGCCACCCUCCAUAAUCCCAACUCCCAUCCACCUUCCCCUCAUAGCAAGGACAGUAAGAAAAGGUGCCGUAGACAGACCAUACGCGAGAAGCUCAAGAAGGCGCGCCACUACCAGGAGCUCGGCUCCUUGAAGAAGACUUCCUUGGAAUCUACCGCAUCUAUCGCCUGCAUCAGACGCUGGAGUCGCUACCCUUGCCUCUGUCCCACCCGCACGGAACCUGCGGAGGCCUCCGCACCCCGUGGUGCUGCAGUGGAUCGCGGAGGCGUGGCUGUCACACUAUAA
Messenger RNA from Closterium sp. NIES-65, 1113 nucleotides. NCBI's taxonomy places the organism in Eukaryota, Viridiplantae, Streptophyta, Zygnematophyceae, Desmidiales, Closteriaceae. The record is from the annotation of a GenBank genome assembly.